Molecule: messenger RNA, 1626 nt
Organism: Quercus robur (English oak)
Lineage: Eukaryota; Viridiplantae; Streptophyta; Magnoliopsida; Fagales; Fagaceae
Product: cytochrome b561 and DOMON domain-containing protein At3g25290-like
Exons: 3
Coding region: 141-1310 (389 amino acids)
Source: RefSeq, a predicted model, not a curated record
UCAGACACAAACGUCUCACAGAGACAGAGACAGAGACACGGCCACACACACGGGCACAGCCUCAGCCUUAUUUCUUUCACCAAACGUGGCCGUUAGUUUUUCUCUUUCUCUCUCUCUGUCUGUUCUCACAAACCCUAUCAAUGGAUUCUCAUCAAUCCUCUGUGAUUCUUCUUCUCAGCUUCUGUUCUCUCCUCCUAAUCUCACCAUCUCAUGCCCAAACCUGUACCUCCCAAACCUUCACCAACAACGCUCUCUAUUCCAAAUGUCUAGACCUCCCUCACCUCUCCUCUUAUCUCCAUUGGACUCUCAACGCAGCCAAUUCAUCUCUCUCCAUAGCUUUCAUGGCUCAGCCUGCAGGCACCAAUGGUUGGGUCGCUUGGGCCAUAAACCCAACUGCGACUGGCAUGCUUGGUGCUCAGGCCCUCAUAGCCUUCAAAUCCAGUGGUGCUAUGACUGUUAAAACCUAUAACAUAACCUCUUUUGCUUCUAUCGCUGAGUCCAAGAUUUCCUUUGAGGUUUGGGACCUAAGUGCUGAGGAAUCAGGAGGAACUAUUACGCUUUUUGCUAAGUUGAAGCUCCCUGGUAACUCUGACAUUGUUAACCAGGUUUGGCAGGUGGGGCCAUCUGUUACAAAUGGUGUACCAGAUAUACAUGCGAUGAGUGCAGCCAAUAAGGCUUCUUUGUCCACUCUCAAUUUGACUGCUGGCCAGACUUCCUCUACCUCUGGUGGACUGGGUUCAAGGACCAAGAAUAAAAAUAUUCAUGGAAUACUGAAUGUUGUGAGUUGGGGCAUUCUGUUUCCUGUUGGAGCUAUCAUUGCAAGGUACUUGAGGACUUUUGAGUCUGCGGAUCCGGCAUGGUUCUAUCUUCAUGCUUUUUGUCAAGUAUCUGCUUAUGCCAUUGGGGUGGCUGGCUGGGCAACUGGUCUUAAGCUUGGAGGUCAGUCACAAGGAAUCAUAUACACGGAUCAUCGUAACAUCGGAAUUGCAUUGUUUUGUUUCGCCACUGUGCAGAUUUUUGCACUGUUCUUAAGACCAAAGAAAGAUCACAAGUACCGCUUUUAUUGGAAUAUCUACCACCAUGGUAUUGGAUAUACCAUUAUUAUUCUUGGUGUCGUCAAUUUGUUCAAGGGUUAUGACAUUUUGCAGCCUGCAAAGAAAUGGAAAUCUGCUUAUGUUAUUGUGCUCAUUGUGUUGGGUGCGAUUUCCUUGUUGUUGGAAGCAAUUACUUGGUUUGUAGUUUUGAGGAGGAAAUCCAGCAAGUCCACGAAGCCCCAUGACGGAUACAACAAUGGAGAAGACAGGCAAUAGGCACUUUGCUGAGGAUUAAACCUGUUGCUGCGGUUCUCCUAUACCGGAUUCUGAGUUUGUAAUAUCCUUGUCUCCUUACUUAAGAUAUCACAAGAGGUUUAUCUACAUUAGCCCAUCUCUGUUCCUUCCCAAUUUCUUUUGGCUUGUGUAAAAUGGCUUGAUUUCUCUAGGAUUAUUGUUUAUUAUAUACUUAGAGAUUGUUCAGACUUUAAUUAUACGUGUCUAUUGUGUCUCAGUGGUUAGGUUGAUGAAACUUUCUAGGAUGUGUGAUUAUCGAAAAAUUUUCAAAAGAGAUUUAAUUAUUCUUGUUUUCCUA